CAAUAAUAACUAAAAACUAUAACAUAAAAAAUGAAGACCACUUACAAAGUUGCUAGGGAUUGGACAUUCUAUAAGAUACUAAAAGUUACCUCAAAGGUGAAUCACCCCUUUAAGGUCAAUAAGACUGCUAGUAGGUUGCCCUGCUUCAGCUCUUGCUGCACCCCACCAGCCCCAGGAGCCCAGUCCCUGAUAAACAGGCCAGGCAGCCAUAGAUUGGACUGAGUUACAUCUCACUAGGAGGGAGUAACAGAGUCCCUCUCCAGCACCCAGAGAAGAAGCAAUAACGAAGCGUGCCGUUAGACCCCAUGACAGCCAGUCAGCCCAGCCUAAAGGAAGUACCACGUGUAACAACCACGCAUCUGCUAGGGCCGCCCCGGGGCCAGGACUGAGCACUUCCUGCAGGCCAACAGGCCCGUAUUAUCUGAUUAUUGGACUCUAAUCAGCUAGAGGGCCGUGGCAGGGCAACCACCGACAACUGCAAAUCGAGACGGUACCAUGAGCGGCUGAAGUAAACCUUUUCCUUCUUAAUCCGCCCUCAGCCCCUCCGUUCCCUAACCAUGUCCAGCACUGGGUAUAACUCCCAAAAUGGGGGGUCCGGGCCGCCGUACAGCAACGGUCCAGUUCAGGGUUCAUUGAUGUAUUCUCCAGCAUUGGCAAGCCAAGGAUAUAAUUCUGUUCUCCCAGGCUCUUAUCCUCCGCAAAUCCCAGCAAAGGCUACUCAGCAUCCUGGCCAUGGACAGCAAAACUCUAGUGUUCCUCAGACUGUACCACAGUUGGAUGGUCUUCAGACUGUUCAUCGGUUAAGUGGUCCUCAAAAUUUUCCUCAAUUAUCAAAUUAUCCUGUUUCUGGGCAAACCUUUAAUAGGCCACCCAUGGGACAUACGCAAGUGGCGUCUUCACAACAUACAGGCGCCAGACCAAGGAUGCCAUCUCCACCUCAGAACACUGCUGGAGAACCAGCACCUGCUGACAGUAAUGCUUCUCAAGGAAAUGUUCAUCUGCAGUCAAAUUGGCAGUAUUUUUCAAAACCCCAGCCUUUUGCAAAUCACAUUUACUCCUCAGCAGGAUCUAUAUCAGGACAGCCAUCGUUACAAUCAAAUGCAAAUCAACCAACUACACGUCAAUAUGUGACUCCUUUCGGAGGUCCUCCUCUUCAGAACAGCUUUAUGAGUCAAGAGGAUAAAAUGUCACUGGAGAUUGAAGAGGAUGCUUCAUCUUAUCAGUUCGCCUGGUCUAAGUUGGUGAAGGAAACUGGCGAAAGAGCUAAUUCUGCACCUCCAGGAAGUGACAGUUCUUUACACAAUAGCUACGAUACAAUAGAAGGUGGCGGAUAUAUGCCUUCCAUAAAUAAUUUGGCUUCAUCAGUUGGUGGCUUGAGCCUUCACCAUUCUCAGCAGCUGGAUGGGUUAAGAGCUUUGAACCUUCUACAGGAGAGAAAUAUCCUGCCUCCGACACCUCUGAAGGCUCCCACUCCAUGCCUGCUGGAAGAUAUCCAGAAGCUUAACUGUAACCCAGAGUUGUUUCGUUGUACUUUGACUAACAUCCCUCAGACACAAGUUCUUCUGAACAAAGCCAAACUGCCAUUGGGACUCCUACUGCAUCCAUUCAAGGAUCUGUCUCAACUUCCUGUUGUGACUUCAAGUACAAUCGUCCGGUGUCGUUCUUGUCGGACUUAUAUUAAUCCCUUUGUCAGCUUCUUGGACCAAAGACGAUGGAAAUGCAAUUUAUGUUACAGAGUAAAUGACGUACCUGAAGAGUUUAUGUACAAUCCUGUAACUAGAGCCUAUGGUGAGCCCCACAAGAGGCCAGAGGUUCAGAAUGCUACAAUUGAAUUUAUGGCACCAUCAGAAUACAUGCUGCGGCCACCACAGCCCCCUGUGUACCUCUUCAUGUUGGAUGUUUCCCACAAUGCAUUAGAAACCAGCUACCUGAACACUGUCUGUCAGACUUUGCUUGAAAAUCUAGACUGGCUCCCUGGAAACACCAGAACAAAAAUAGGUUUCAUUACAUUUGACAGCACAAUACAUUUCUACAGUCUGCAGGAAGGAUUAUCGCAGCCCCAGAUGCUGGUUGUAUCCGAUAUUGAUGAUGUUUUCAUCCCAAUGCCCGAAAAUCUUCUGGUUAAUCUGAAUGAGUGUAAAGAGCUGGUCCAGGAUUUGUUGAAGAACCUCCCACAAAUGUUCACAAAAUCAUCAGAAACACAAAGCGCCUUAGGACCCGCUCUUCAGGCUGCGUUUAAGCUGACAUCACCGACUGGUGGGCGCAUAACUGUCUUCCAAACACAGCUUCCUUCUCUGGGAGCAGGUGCCCUAAAACCCAGGGAGGAACCCAACCAAAAGUCCUCUGCAAAGGAAAUCCAUAAUCUUACUCCAUCAACUGAUUUUUACAAGAAGUUGGCUUUGGACUGUUCAGGGCAGCAGAUAUCCGUUGACCUGUUUCUCCUUAGUGGGCGGUACUCUGAUUUGGCCUCGCUUGGCUGUAUUUCCAGAUAUUCUGCUGGGAGUGUUUACUACUAUCGUUCCUACCAUACUCAGCAUAAUCCAGUUCAAGUGGAGAAACUGCAAAAAGAGCUGAAGCGAUACCUGACGAGGAAGAUUGGCUUUGAAGCAGUCAUGAGAAUUAGAUGUACUAGAGGACUUUCCAUCCACACCUUUCAUGGGAAUUUCUUUGUUCGCUCCACCGACCUGCUUUCUCUUCCUAACGUAAACCCUGAUGCCGGAUACGCAGUGCAGAUGUCUGUGGAAGAAAAUCUAACGGACACCCCAGUUGUUUCUUUUCAGUCAGCUCUCCUCUACACUUCUAGCAAAGGUGAAAGAAGAAUUCGUGUUCACACAAUGUGCUUGCCUGUUGUUUCUGCAGUCUCAGAUGUGUACGCUGGUGCUGAUGCACAGGCAAUAACAGGACUACUGGCCAACAUGGCUGUUGAUCGAUCCAUUACUUCAAGCUUGAGUGAUGCACGGGAUGCCUUGGUAAACGCUGUGAUAGAUUCGCUAUCUGCUUAUCGCAGUUCAGUACUGACAGUGCAGCAGCCUGGCCUUCUUGCUCCUCAUUCAUUGCGGCUCCUACCUAUGUUUGUGUUGGCACUCCUAAAACAGAAGGCAUUUCAGACUGGAACGAAUGCAAGUUUGGAUGAAAGAAUUUUUGCCAUGUGUCAAAUUAAGAACCAGCCCUUGUUAUACCUCCUGCUAAUGAUCCAUUCCAAUUUAUAUAGAGUUGACAAUCUGACAGAUGAGGGAGCCCUGGACUUCAAUGACAGGACCAUCCCCCAGCCUACCAUUCUCCAGCUGUCUGUAGAGAAGCUAAACCGUGAUGGGGCUUACCUAAUGGAUGCUGGCUCUAUAUUAAUUAUUUGGGUGGGCCGUAACUGUGGACAGAACUUCUUCACUCAAGUCCUUGGAGUUGCUAACUAUGAAACAAUGCCUGUGGAAAUGAAUCGGUUGCCUGAACUGGAUACAGCUGAAUCUGCCAGAGCAAUAGCUUUUAUCUCCUGGCUCCGAGAACAGAGACCUUUUUUCCCAACAUUACAUAUAAUACGGGAUGAAAAUCCUCUGAAAACAGCCUUCACACAGAACAUGAUUGAAGACAGAACAGAGUCUGCUUUAUCUUACUAUGAGUUCCUCCUGCACCUUCAGCAGCAAGUGAACAAAUAAAGUGCUGCAACUGCAAGACGAUACCUACAGCAGACCCAUGCUUGGUGGCCUGUCCGUCUCCUCCUGUGCAUUACUACAUUUUUGGGCCUCACACCAUAAGAUGUGCAUACACUGUGAUUUCAAAAAAUCUACUCUUCUAAGACAAAACUUGGGGACUGAAAUGUGCAAGCACACAAAUUGGAUUUAAAAACAACAGCAUUUCCGCCAGUUGAUUGUUGAAUUACUAAUUAUUGAAGAAUUGUUAAUUUUCCACUGCCAGAUGAGUCGUUAGACACUACGCAGGACUCUUUUUGGCACCAAAGCAUUCAUGCUUAUAUUCAGGAGAUCUAUAAGGAGUUCAAUAACAAUAAAGUCAGAUUUUUCUUUAUAAUAUCUAUAUUUUUUCUUUCUGUCCACUUUCCUGUAAUUAUUAUUUUGCUGCUAGUUAUUUUUCCUACAAACGAAUUACCAGCUUAUCCCCAUUCUUUGCAAUAGCAGGCACUCCUUUCAAAGGUCACACCGUAUAGACCUCAAUUAGCAUC
Xenopus laevis (African clawed frog) is the source of this 4171-nucleotide messenger RNA. RefSeq names its product SEC24 homolog A, COPII coat complex component S homeolog (gene sec24a.S). NCBI's taxonomy places the organism in Eukaryota, Metazoa, Chordata, Amphibia, Anura, Pipidae. The record is from RefSeq and is a predicted model, not a curated record. Gene Ontology annotation, cellular component: COPII vesicle coat; ER to Golgi transport vesicle membrane; cytosol. Gene Ontology annotation, molecular function: zinc ion binding; SNARE binding. The transcript is spliced from 22 exons. Bases 558 to 3650 code for a protein of 1030 amino acids. Gene Ontology annotation, biological process: COPII-coated vesicle cargo loading; endoplasmic reticulum to Golgi vesicle-mediated transport; intracellular protein transport.